GCCGCUGCUCACAACCAAGAUUAUAGUAGUGCCAUGGGAGAUGGUGGUGCUGCUGUUGGCUUUGGAUACGGAGCCACAACCCCAGCGACGGGGUACCAAAGUGUGCGGUACACUUCUCCUCCGUUCAGCGGGAAAUCGAAAGAUUUCAACGAAUGGCUAAAUGAUUUCCGCAUAGCAGCUAAUGGCGCAAACCUGUUGGAACAAUUGAAGAGAGCGGGAGCUUGGAGAUCCCCGUCAGCAGCGGAAAGAGCAAGUUUUCGCUGUCACAGCAGUACCGGAGCGAGCAAGUAGAGCUCGCAUUCCACGCGUGGAACUUCCUGUCUCACGCGUUGAAAGAAAAAGAUCGGAAAAUCAUGAAGAGGGCAGAGACGCCCCAGGGAGCUCUUCGUGAGCUCAAGACCAUACACGACCCUGAAUCAUCUGUACAGCCGUCAGAGGACCUCAAGUCCCUGAUGUCGACCAAGAUCGCUAGAGGUGAAAACCCCCAAGACGCUCUCAAUGAGAUUAUCCAAACCGCAACGUCCUUAACCGAGAAAGGACUUACUGUCAACGAAACGUUCGUCCUUCACCUCUUCCUGGAUGCCUGUUCGGACGAGUAUGCCAUGACCAAGCACAACCUGCGACACGCGAAGGAGUUGACGCGGACCGGUGUGCUAAAGGAAGUAAUGAUCGAAUACAAGGCGAUCAAGGACAAGCUGGAGCAGGAGAAAGGAAAAGGGGCGAAGGGCGCAGAGCAAGCGUACUUCGCCGACGGUGAGGGCCGCAGGGAGCGGUACUCAAGUAGGAGUCAGGGGCAAGGUCGUGGUCGUGGCGGCGGCCGUGGCCGCAGCAGCAGUCGUGGCCGCGGCGGCGGCGGUCGCGGCGGCCGCUCAGGCGGAUCCGGAGGAGUCGAGGAGAGCAAGGGAAGCAGCAGUGGAGGCGCCGAUGGCGGCGGUGGCGGGGACUAUAAGUUCCCGGGCCGGUGCUUAAGGUGUGGACAUCGUGGACAUCAAGCGAUCGGCUGCACUACCAACGAGAAGGACUUCGUGCCGUGGUGUGCGCGCUGCGAGGGGUGGGGCCACACCAAAGAAAAGUGCGCGACGGAGGAGGCCGUCCUAGCGCAAGUGGUGGAGCAUGAGAGCGACGUGGACUCCGUGGAAGACCAGGCGUUUUGUGCCGUGGCAGUCCCCCCAGGCGAGUGUGGUACCGUUGGUGAAGUAGGUCUAGUGGGGGUUGUGGAACAAGGCCAGGCGGUGUACGUGGCCGACACAGCGGCCACGUGCUCCAUGUUCCGAUGUGCAGACAACUUCGUGAACUACCGUGAGCGUAGCGGUUGGGUGAAGGGGAUCGGAGGCGACAAGGCCCCCGUUCCUCUUCUAGGAUACGGAGAUGUGACCUUAGUCCUACAGACGGAAGAUGGUGGAGUACCCGUACCAGUACUGAAUGCUGCCCAUGUACCAGAGGCCCCCUACAACCUCCUCUCGCUGUCUUCGUUGGCGGAGGAGGGCCACACGUAUUCGGGGAUGAAGGGGGGCCUCACGCUGACCACGAAAGCCGGGGGGGAGGUGUGGUUCCCCCGGACUGGAAAGCUGCUGGCCCAACGAGGCUAUCAAAUAAAGCCAACGCUGCACACCGCCUGUGCCGCACUCAUUGGUUCUGGCGAUGCGAAAGCAGUCACCCCCACUGACCUCAACGAGUACCACCUCGCGCACGGCCAUGCCCACGAGACAUUGCUCAGGAUCACGGCGGAGCAGCAGGGAGUGCAGCUGACGGAUGGACCACUGCUACCCUGUCUUGGCUGUUCGAUGUCCAAGGGACAGGUGAAACCCGUCCAGAAGAGCACGAGCACACGCGCAGUUAAGAAGUUAUUUCGCGUGUAUCUCGACUUGGGGGGAAAGAUGAAAACCAGGAGCAUUGGUGGCAACUGGUACACACUGAUCAUCAGAGACGAUUUCUCCCGUUGGACGCGUGUUUUCUUCUUGAAACACAAGUCUGACGCAGCGGUUGGGUUUGAGAAGUUCCUGGCGGACUACCGAACGAAAGGGGUUCCAUGUGAGGUUUAUGUCGCACGUACCGACGGUGGCGGCGAGUUCCAGGGACAGUUUGCGGAAGUUUGCCGCAGACACGGCAACAAACAAAAGUUCACCCCCCCUCACACCCCAAAAAACAACGGUGUAGCGCAAAGAGCGCUAGUGUUGAUCACUGAUGCCGCGCUUGUGUCAAGCAUCCAAGCGACGCUGUGGGCCAGGGCAAGCGACGCCGUUUGUGCGCGAGGAGGCGCCGACGGCACCCGGCAACGGGAUUCCGGGGGACGGAGGCAGCGUUCCCCCGUCGCCCCCUUCGGGAAGGGGCGACUUCGGCGGAGGCAUGACGCCGGCGGUACCGGCGGCCCGGGCGGCGAAGAGUCCGGCGACCCAGGUGGGGACGGCGGUAGCGAUGGUGAUCCCGGCGACUCCGAGAACCUCGAGGAGUUGAAGUAUGAUCCAGGCGACGACCGCUACCCCCGCGGGCUAGAAGGGAAGAACCUCCUCUGGGGCGCCUCGAACGCUGGCCCGCUGCGCCAUGGGCUUGAGAGUGGCCGCACGCGGAAGCAGACCCGGGAGAUGCAAGGUGCCCGGGAGAUGCCGGGGCCGGGAGAAACACCGGACCCGGAAGAGGCACUGCUGGCGACCUUCCUGGAAACUGGCGGGACGGGGAUUGUUGAGGGCUACAGCUGGAACUCGCUUGUGAAGGAGCAGUGGGACGAGGAAUACACACGCCGUAUGGUGGAGAUGUACAGGCGCGAGAUGCAGGAGGUGUUGGGCCCGCAACAGCAGGCGUUCGGGGCCGAGGUCGACGCCAGCGGGUCUUCACAACCACUCCCAGACCCACAGCUAAGGCCGAACAAAGAUGACGAGCCCGCGGUGGAUAAGCCUGUGAGGGAGGCGAUCGGAUGCCUGAUGUGGACGAACUGACGAGGCCAGACAUCGGCUUGCCUCUGAACAAGCUCCAGAAGAUCGCCCACUCACCCACCGGGAGGAU
Messenger RNA from Ectocarpus sp. CCAP 1310/34, 3000 nucleotides. The record is from the annotation of a GenBank genome assembly. NCBI's taxonomy places the organism in Eukaryota, Phaeophyceae, Ectocarpales, Ectocarpaceae.